Mus caroli (Ryukyu mouse) is the source of this 373-nucleotide messenger RNA. Lineage: Eukaryota; Metazoa; Chordata; Mammalia; Rodentia; Muridae. The record is from RefSeq and is a predicted model, not a curated record.
AUGGCACAAAUGCCAAAGGCAGUGACCUCAGCCCUCCCAACUGUGGCAGCAGCAGAGGCCCUGUCUGGCCUGGCAGUGCGACUGUCGCGUUGGGCGGCCACACGCAGCUCCUAUGGUGCGUUCUGCAAGGGGCUCACGUGCACGCUACUCACCUUCUUCCACCUAGCCUGGCGCCUGCGCGUGAACUUCCCCUACUUCUACAUGGUGGCCUCGGUGAUGCUCCACCUCCGCCUGCAGGCAUUGGUCUUCUGGGUGAUGGCUCAGCCCUUCACUGAACAUUUCAACUCAGAUCCUAGAGGUGCCAUUGAUUCUGUAGCAGCACAGCUAGCAGCUGAGUGAAGAGCCUGCCUAGAAGAAGAAGGGCCUUUCUGGU